Messenger RNA from Nothoprocta perdicaria, 4376 nucleotides. RefSeq names its product family with sequence similarity 120A (gene FAM120A). Gene Ontology annotation, cellular component: nucleus. The transcript has 17 exons. The record is from RefSeq and is a predicted model, not a curated record. Lineage: Eukaryota; Metazoa; Chordata; Aves; Tinamiformes; Tinamidae. The coding region runs from base 193 to 2886 and encodes 897 amino acids.
CUUCCACUAUAGGUUGCACAGAGCAUUGAGGAUCAUCAUCAAGAAGUAAUUGCUUUCUGCAGAGAAAAAGGGUUCCAUGGUUUGGUUGCAUAUGAUUCUGAUUAUGCAUUGUGCAACAUCCCUUACUAUUUCAGUGCCCAUGCCCUAAAACUGAGCCGUAAUGGGAAAAGUCUCACGACAAGCCAAUAUCUAAUGCAUGAAGUUGCCAAGCAACUGGACCUGAAUCCAAAUCGCUUUCCUAUUUUUGCUGCUCUUUUAGGUAAUCAUAUUCUACCUGAUGAAGAUUUGGCUUCCUUUCAUUGGAGUUUACUUGGUCCAGAACAUCCACUAGCUUCACUUAAGGUACGUGCUCACCAGUUAGUUUUACCRCCUUGUGAUGUAGUGAUCAAAGCCGUAGCUGACUAUGUCCGUAAUAUUCAGGACACCACUGAUUUGGAUGCCAUAGCAAAGGAUGUUUUCCAACAUUCACAGUCUAGAACAGAUGACAAAGUUACUCGAUUUAAGAGAGCAGUUGCUUAUUACUCAGCAACGAAUAAGCCUAUGCCAUUUCAUCCACCACAUUACCUAGCCAGACCAAAUCAGUUUGGAAUGCCUGGUAUAGUGCCACCAUAUGUUCCUUCUCAGAUGCUUAACAUUCCACAGACCUCACUACAAGCAAAACCUGUGGCCCAGCAGAUGUCCAGUCAGGGUGGUGCCCAAGGUCAGGGUCCAUACCCAUAUAAUCUCUCUGAGCCAGCCAUCACCUUGGAAACAGGUGGAAAAAGUCUUUCUGAGCAGAACAACUACAGUAACAUUCCUCACGAAGGAAAACACACACCGUUGUAUGAGCGAUCUUCUCCCAUAAACCCAGCUCAGAGUGGGAGCCCUAAUCAUGUGGAUUCAACCUAUUUUCCUGCCUCUUCUACAUCUUCCUCCUCCGACAACGAUGAAGGCAAUGGAGGUGCAGUGAACCAUGUCAGUGGGAACAAAAUAGGCUGGGAAAAAACAGGAACCCAGUCAGAAAGUCAAACACGUGGAGACCUGGGUGACCAAACAAAGGCAGAAGGUUCCUCUAGUGCUUCUUCAGGAAGUCAGGCAGCUGAUGUCAAAGGGAAUCAAGCCAGUAAUCCACAAAUCCCAUGCCUGUUGUCAAUGCCCACCAGAAAUCACAUGGAUAUUACUACCCCUCCAUUACCUCCUGUAGCACCUGAAGUAUUACGAGUUGCAGAACACAGGCACAAGAAGGGGUUAAUGUAUCCCUACAUCUUUCAUGUCCUAACCAAGGGUGAAAUCAAAAUUGCAGUUUCUAUAGAAGAUGAAGCCAACAAAGACCUGCCUCCUGCUGCUCUGCUUUAUAGGCCAGUUCGUCAGUAUGUUUACGGAGUCCUGUUUAGUUUGGCAGAAAGCAGAAAGAAAACUGAAAGACUUGCUUUUAGAAAGAACAGACUUCCACCAGAAUUUUCACCGGUGAUAAUUAAAGAAUGGGCUGCUUACAAAGGCAAAUCUCCUCAGACCCCUGAGCUGGUGGAAGCACUUGCGUUCAGGGAAUGGACCUGUCCUAAUCUGAAGAAGCUGUGGCUGGGAAAAGCAGUAGAAGAUAAGAACCGAAGAAUGAGGGCAUUUUUGGCCUGUAUGAGAUCAGAUACACCAGCAAUGCUCAAUCCAACUAAUGUGCCCACUCAUCUUAUGGUGCUCUGUUGUGUACUAAGGUAUAUGGUACAGUGGCCAGGGGUUCGUAUACUUCGUCGCCAAGAACUUGAUGCUUUUCUUGCCCAAGCAUUGUCUCCAAAGCUCUAUGAGCCUGACCAGCUUCAGGAACUCAAGAUUGAGAAUCUCGAUCCCCGAGGAAUUCAGCUGUCCGCUUUAUUUAUGAGCGGUGUCGAUAUGGCGCUUUUUGCAAACGAUGCCUGCGGACAGCCAAUUCCAUGGGAGCACUGCUGUCCGUGGAUGUACUUCGAUGGAAAGUUGUUCCAGACCAAGCUCAUCAAAGCAAGCCGGGAGAAAGUUCCUCUCAUUGACCUCUGUGAUGGUCAGGCUGAGCAGGCAGCCAAGGUUGAAAAGAUGCGUCAGAGCAUCCUAGAAGGAUUAAAUUUCUCCAGGCAGAAUCAUCCUCUCCCUUUCCCGCCUCCACCUGCCAUGCCUUUCUAUCCAGCUUCUAUGUAUCCUCGACACUUUGGGCCAGUCCCACCACCUCAGGGCAGGGGGAGAGGCUUUGCUGGAGUCUAUGGCUUCGGAGGCCCUUAUGGGGAUACAGUAGCCACAGGCGCUUACCGGGCCUUCCGGGUGGCAGCAGCAGCAGGACACUCCGGAGCCUUCUCUGGCAAUGACAGCAACAGGACUAGCAAGUUUCAGGGCGGAGUCCAACCUAUUCCUUCUCAGGGAGGGAAACUUGAAAUUGCCGGCACUGUAGUCGGCCAUUGGGCUGGAAGCAGACGUGGACGAGGGGGUAGAGGGCCAUUUCCUCUGCAGGUCGUUUCUGUCGGAGGACCAGCAAGAGGGCGUCCUAGAGGAGUUAUUUCCACUCCAGUGAUAAGAACUUUUGGAAGAGGUGGAAGGUACUAUGGGAGAGGUUAUAAAAGCCAGGGAGCAAUUCAGGGCAAACCUCCUUAUGCUGCUUCAGCAGAAGAAGUAGCCAAAGAACUUAAGUCAAAAUCAGAGGAAUCUAAAUCCUCAAUUGUGUCUUCAGAUGGAUCCCUGGCCGAAAAUGGAGUUGUGAAUGAGGAAAAACCAGCUUCCCAGAUGAAUGGGAAUACAGGAGACAUCAGGGCUUCCAAUCAGUCUGAAAGUGCCUUGAGUAAUGACUCUAAAAUGUGCAAUACAAAUCCUCACUUAAAUGCACUAAAUGCAGACAGUGUUUGCCAUAAAGAUGAUGCUCUUGAGGCCACUGUCUUAAAAAAAGAAGAGUAAACUUAUUUUUUAUAGAGGGUGAAGGAUGUUGGGAAGGGUCAGGAUUAGGAAUAUCUGGAAAGAAAGAGAGCCUACAGUUACGUACAUUUUUUCCUUUCCGUAAGAGAAAAAUGAGGACUUUGGAAAUUCGGAUCCCUCUUUGAUGUCAGAGAUUUAAACAACACAUUUUUAGUUUUAACCAGUUGUAGUCAAAAUGCUACAAUAAAACAAAAAAGAAAGAGAAUGAAGAGCAUUUGACUCCCGCACUUAAAAUGAAGUAUACAUAAAGUUUAAACUGGUUAUGACAAAAGCUUGUAGUUUUGUUUUUUGAAAUAUAAAGAAAACAAAUUUUGGCAGUCUUUAAGUAUAUAUAGCUUAAAAUAUAAUUUUUAGUACUUGGCACCAUAUGUAUGCCAUUAUAUUUGAUUUUGCAUUACUGUGUCACAAUAAAGCUUUCUUUAAGGCUUUGAUUUCAUGAUUAUGGGGGGAAAAAGGCACAACCACAGUUUUUUCUUUCUUAAAUUUCAUCACCGUUGAUGUGGUUCUUUUGUGUUAAAAUGUGCAAACUAUCGAAACUAAAAAUUAUAGAGUAAUAUUGCAGUUCUGCUGAUUUUAAAUAUACAUCAUACAUACAUUACAAGCAAGUUAAAUGGAGAUAACUUGAAAUCAUAGAAGAUGCAAAUGACCUUUCAAAAUAAACACAAUGUGUUCUGAAACUUUUUGUGACUAAUACCAUGCAUCCGUGAUCAAUGAACUAUGUGGUUUUGAAUCAGACGUAGACCAUUAGUACUACUAUUUGAGCUAAACUUCUGCAUGGUUCAUAAUUUUUAAAGUGUGUAGUUAAUAUUAUGCAUGUUAUUGUCCUCUUUCUUCCAUUCUUACAAGUACUGUGCCCAUUUGCAAAACAAAAAGCUAAUAAUCAGUAAUAGUCCUAUAAAAGAUGUUAACUAUGUUUAGUCAUUGACUGAUCUUGCUCUAACCUUAAAAUUUUGUGAUUAUUGACCUCUGUUGCAUUUAUUCUAAAACUUAAAAAAAAAAAAAAUUAUCUAGCCGUUUUGAAUAUCAACGUUACCCUGGUGUACUCAUUGCUGUAUGCAUUAUUGUUCUCUGUUGCUGUUUUAUGCCUUCAUAUUAGCAAAUAUGAAAUUCUGUGAAAAACAAAAAAAAAAAAAGCUUUGAUCUUCAAAAAAAAAAAAAAGUACCCCCCUUCUGUAGCAGGAAACAAAUGGCUUGUUCUUGAGAACUUUCCCAUCAAGAAUUUAGUAUAAGCAAAUAUACCUGUAUCAUUUUGAUGUUUUUGUUAGUGUUUCCAAACUUAAUGUACUUCAAAAUCAGAAUCAUUUCUUUAUAUUCGUUUUCAUAUAAUUCUCCUGAUGCUCUUCAUCACACAUUAGUGAUCAGAAAUGAGGUGUAAUUCCCCAUUCCCUGCCCGCAAGAGCUAAGUAGGUAUCUUAAUGUAAGUUGAAGGGAGUUCUGCCCCAACUCAUGGAUUGUGCAAGAAUGAACUACUG